AAAAAAAAAGAAGAAAAAAAAAAGCUCCACCAGUGGACGGUUUCAAGCUCCCCCCGGCUGAAACCCUGCCUGAUUUGUGGGCAAUGUUGGGGAUGUAGAAAAAAAAAAAGGAAACCGGAGUGAAGAGAGCGCAAGGGAGAGAUAGGGAGACAACACUAACCGGGUAGCUAUGGAGAUGGUAGGUUUUCCUGGUAGCUUUCUUUGACAGGUGUCGAGUGGGAUAAAAUAAAAGUACCAGAACAGCCUCCAAGAUGUACGGCAAGGGUAAAGGAGCCGUGGUCCCCUCCGACAGCCAAGCAAGAGAAAAGUUGGCAUUAUACGUGUACGAGUAUCUGCUACAUGUGGGAGCACAGAAGUCCGCACAGACCUUUUUGUCUGAGAUUCGAUGGGAGAAGAAUAUUACAUUAGGGGAGCCUCCCGGAUUCCUCCACUCGUGGUGGUGUGUAUUCUGGGAUUUGUAUUGUGCGGCUCCAGACCGAAGGGAGACAUGCGAGCACUCCAGUGAGGCAAAGGCCUUCCAUGACUAUAGCGCAGCUGCGGCGCCCAGCCCUGUGAUGGGCAACAUGCCGCCCAACGACGCCAUGCCAGGCGGUCCCAUGCCCCCGGGCUUCUUCCAGGGACCACCUGGCUCUCAGCAGUCCCCCCACGCACAGCCCCCCCCACACAACCCCAGCAACCCCAUGAUGGGACCCCAUGGCCAGCCUUUCAUGUCACCACGGUAUCCAGGUGGACCGCGCCCCUCACUCCGAAUGCCAAAUCAGCCCCCGGGGGGGAUCCCAGGGUCUCAGCCCCUCCUGCCAAACAGUUUGGACCCGACAAGACCGCAAGGACAUCCUAACAUGGGCGGACCGAUGAGAAUGAACCCUCCUCGAGGAAUGGCCAUGGGCCCACAGAAUUAUGGAGGUAUGAGGCCUCCUCCCAACUCAAUGGGCGGCCCGAUGCCAGGAAUGAACAUGGGUCCUGGAGGAAGAGGGCCUUGGCCAGGACCUAAUGCUAACUCUAUAGCAUACUCCUCCUCAUCUCCAGGAAACUACGUGGGUCCCCCAGGCGGAGGAGGUCCACCUGGAACUCCCAUCAUGCCCAGCCCAGGUGAUUCUACCAACUCAAGUGAAAACAUCUACACAAUGAUGAAUCCUAUCGGACCGGGCGGCAACAGACCCAAUUUCCCUAUGGGACCUGGGCCUGAUGGGCCGAUGGGAGCUAUGGGAGCUAUGGAGCCGCACCACAUGAACGGAUCACUAGGGUCUGGGGAUAUGGAUGGGUUGCCAAAGAGCUCCCCGAAUAACAUGGGGGGCAUGAACAACCCUCCCGGAACACCGAGAGAUGACGGCGAAAUGGGCGGAAAUUUCUUGAACCCAUUCCAAAGCGAAAGUUAUUCACCCAACAUGACGAUGAGUGUGUGAUUAUUUUUUCCUCUUUGUUGUAUUUUUCUUUAUUUCCCCCCUCCCGCCCCUAUUUUGAAUCCCUACACCUGAUUUUUUUAUUUUUUAUUUCUUUUUCCCCUCCAAAACAAUCCUUGUUUCACCUCGGAUUGGAUCCGCUCCCCUCCCCUCUCACACACACACACACACACACACACACAUACACAAACUCUCUGCCCCCCCUCCCACCCACCGAUACGGGAUCCGCCCCACCCACCCACUCCUUUCCUCUUCUGACUCGGGAACUCUAUGGCUGCACAGCCCUCUGGCGCAGCCCUCGAGCAUGCUGGGACUCUAACUAAGACGGGCCCUCCUGGAGCAUGCAAGAUGGCCUCCGGUCUGAAUAGGAAGCAGUCACAGGGCAACAGGAAGAGCCUCCUCUCUGACUCCGGCCCCGGCCUCCCUGGCUUCCUGUCAGGUUCUAGACAAUGAGCGAGGGGAGGAGGACAAAUGGAGAGAACGGGGGAAAGAGAGAGACAGAGGAGACUGGAUAACGCAGCCGUCCCGUGAAGACGCAGAGUUUGUUCUUUUAGCAGCUGCCUGGAAAUUUCUCAACCAUGACUCUGGACUUUUUAUCGCUAUGGUUUUAUUUGCCGUUCCUCCCGACGGGUUCAGUUGAGGGUUGGAUGAAACGCCCCCCACGUUGUUUACUCUGUGUGUACAUUUUUACCAGAGAUGUUGUGAUGAUCAGUGAACUUUGUUCCCCCUCAUUUUUUUGUGUAUGUAUUGUAUCGAUGCUAUUUUUAUUAUUGUAUAAUUGUUAUUGAUGAUAAUAGUAUGAUUAUUUUAAGGUUAGGUUCUAAUUUCUGUUGUUUCUAAGGGCACAUUAUUAUGAUGAAGACAGCACAUGUGCAAAUAAAUCAGAAAUCAUUUGCUGUGUAACAUGCGGCUACAUGUGAGCACACUGCCCCCUGCAGGUAAGAUUUCAUCCAUCACGGUACUGAUUGGCCUUUUUUUUUUUUCUUUUUUUUUUUAGCAACCUUAAAAUAUUUUUAACUCCUUGUUCAAUAAUCCAAACCAGAAGAAGAAGCGCCUCCUGUUUUAGUAGCUUCCAUGCAGUGAAAUGCACAGCUCUAUUUAUUUAUAUACUUUAAAUUUGUCUUAUGAAUAAUUGUUACUUUUUUUAAAGUGUUAUCCCUGUUAUGUUUUUAGUUCUUUUUGUUGGUAAUUGCAGAACUAGUAGCAACUGUGUAAAUAUGCAGACCAAGUCAGCAGCGUCUCCUCAUCUCUGUUUGACAUCAUUAGACACACUUUCUGAGCCCUAAAGGUGCUGAUGUCCCCCAACUCUCCCCCCACCUCCCCAACACACACACACACACUCGUGCUGCUUCCACUAAAGCCGCCCACUUAGGUUUGCGUUCCCUCUGACCUGCUCAGGCUGCGUUAUCAUCUUUGCUGAGCUGUAGUGAGCACUUGGAUAGUUUUUGUUGAUGAGUCCUCAACACACUGUGAUGUAUGUCUGUGCUUUAUGGAAAUUUGCUUUUACACACCUGUUUUAGGCUGCAGACACGCUGUCACACAUGCUCCUACUGAAAGGUCGUCUGGCUCUCUGCUGAUCAGUUUGUUUGUUUUUUUUCGUGACGGAGCAAAGCAGGAAGAGGAGCGGCGUGGCUCUGUAGACUGUAACCAUCGUCCUUCCUCCCUUUGCCCACCUCAAAGCAAAAUACCUCCGUCCCUUUCCUCUUUCUCACCUUUCCAACGGGCCAGCAUUGACACUCACGCCACCCUCUCUGAUUUAUUUUUUGUACAAGCCUCACCAUCUUUGGAUUUAAUUUUGUUGUAAAUACUGUAAAAUGCAUUUUGAUAUCAUUGACAUGUUUUGAUAUUUUCAAAUCACAGCAGCAGUCGAUCAGAAGCGUGCUGAUUGGUGGCUGUGUGUUUGUCCAGAGACUGUGUGUCCUUGAUAAGCAUCAGAAACUGGAGCUGCUAUAGACUAUUAUGCUAUUUCACCUCAUCACAGACAGACGCGGCAGCGCGCAUCAGAGCGGAAGAGCGUUGAGGGAGGAGCAUUUCUGAAGUGCGUGUGUUUGAUCGCCUUUAGUCACUCACUGUCACACACAUUUCCUCGAGGAAUCGUUUAUCUAAACACGAUUCUUGUCCAGAUGUGUCUCUCUCUCUCUCUCGCUCUCCUCUGACCUAUGAUGUUCUUGGCACAUUUUUGACUGAGGUGGCAAAAAGCCCCCCAAAAAGGGGCAUAUUUUUCACUAACAGAUUUGCAAGAACCAAACGAGAGUACAGUUUUUCGUAAUAGAACUCACCCACGUCUCACUCUGAUUAAAGUGCGUUUAUCUUCCCUCUUGACCUGAUUGAAACCGACACACCAGGGACCAGAGUAAAGACAUUACUAUGAAGGAUUUUCUAAAAAUCUAUUUAAAAUGAGCUGGGGAGAAAGGUUUUUGGGAAAGUAAAGAGGAAAAAAAAAAUGAAGGGACAGGUUUGUUCUGGUGGCUGAUAGAGGGAGGAACAGGCGUUUCCUUCCCUGUACUUUUGAAAUACUGUUCUAUAAAUUGCAGUCAAACUUCUCUCUAUCUUUCUGUCCUGUAAGUAAAGCCGUCACAACGUUGAUCAUUUCUGUAUUUCUAUUGUGCUGAUGUAUAAUACUGUAACAUUCAGGGGUAGGGAGGGUAAAGAGAGGAUUUCUUUUGUGGGGAGUAAGAAGUUUUCUGUUCAGUUCCUAAUUUUUUCCUCUUGAUGACAAAGCAGUAUUGAAUAUGAGGCAGUCUGUCCUUGGGGAGUUGCUUUGUAUGUCAUGUUAGGGUAGUUUCAGAUCCUAAAUGUCUCGUGUAGUAAAAUGAGAGGUUCCUUCUUCGUAUGUUUCUUUAUAUUGUAAAGUUUCUUUAGACAAAAAAAUGUUGCUUAUUGGAAAAAAGGUGGGAAAACUGCAUUGGUAAUGUUUUAUUUUGUUUUUUUUGCUUUUCUUUUCAUUUUCAUCAAGUUGUCAGUUGUUUUGCCUGUGUCCCCCUUGUUGUAGAUACAUAUUAAAAACAAAUAAAAUGACUUCACUCCUUUUGCCAUGAA
Messenger RNA from Pungitius pungitius (ninespine stickleback), 4439 nucleotides. RefSeq lists its product as uncharacterized. Gene Ontology annotation, biological process: positive regulation of transcription by RNA polymerase II. The record is from RefSeq and is a predicted model, not a curated record. The coding region runs from base 252 to 1403 and encodes 383 amino acids. NCBI's taxonomy places the organism in Eukaryota, Metazoa, Chordata, Actinopteri, Perciformes, Gasterosteidae. Gene Ontology annotation, cellular component: nucleus. Gene Ontology annotation, molecular function: single-stranded DNA binding; protein binding. The transcript has 18 exons.